Molecule: messenger RNA, 2079 nt
Organism: Psylliodes chrysocephalus
Lineage: Eukaryota; Metazoa; Arthropoda; Insecta; Coleoptera; Chrysomelidae
Source: the annotation of a GenBank genome assembly
AUGUUAAAAUUUCUUCUGUUAGCAACAUGUACAAUCUGCAACUCAAUUAUUAUUCAAGGCCAUCCGGUAGAAAGAGACAAUUCAAAUACGUUUAUAAUAACAGCAGACGAGCCAGAAUCAGACGAAAAAUUUACAGAUGAUUGGAAUUAUAAAAUAGAGAGCACGAAAGUACCAAUUUUAUCAAAUUUAUUUAGGAAUCAUACUCUCCCGCCAACAGCCAAUGGCACUGGCAGGUUGUUAUGGGAAUUAGACCAAGAGAAGACGACUCACUUACCCCAAUUUGUUGACAAAGCUCUCAAAUUAUUGAACUUGAAACAAGUGGCUUUUGAAAUUGAAAAUUCUGUCAUGUCCAAGGUGUCUUGUACGGCAUGUAGAGCAGGUGCUGGUUUACUCCAACAUUAUACAAAAACAGGAAAAUCUGAGAAGGAAAUCAAGAAAACGAUUUACCAGUUUUGCGUCAAUUUAAAAAUUCAAUCACCAAGAGUGUGCGAGGGUAUCACUGAACUUUUUGCAGGCGAAGUAAUAUAUGUUCUUAGCAAAGUCAAAAUUGGUCCAGAUGAAAUUUGCAGUUUUGUCAUCGGCGAUGCUUGUGGAGACGUCUACAACCCUUACCAUGAAUGGGAAGUCAUGUUUCCACCAGUACCUAAACCAACAAUAGUGGAACCAAAAAUACCUGAGGCAAAUGGUCCUACGUUUAAAGUACUUCAUUUGUCCGAUACCCAUUAUGAUCCAUACUACAUGGAAGGAAGCAAUGCAGAUUGUGCAGAACCUUUGUGUUGCCGAUUAACCAAUGGACCUGCAACAACAAAAGAACAGGCUGCUGGAAAAUGGGGCGACUACCGAAAAUGUGAUACUCCAAAAAUAACCGUAGACAACAUGUUACAACAUAUCCAAGAAACACAUCCUGAUAUCGAUUAUAUUUUAUGGACAGGAGAUUUACCUCCUCAUGAUAUUUGGAAUCAAACCAGGGAAGAGAAUUUAAAGAUUCUAAAAGACACAGUGAAACAAAUGUCAAUGAUGUUUCCGGGAGCGCCAAUUUUUCCUGCUUUAGGAAAUCAUGAAUCGGCGCCUGUCAACAGUUUUCCACCGCCUUUUGUCGACAGUCCAGAAAGCAGCAUAUCUUGGCUCUAUGAUGAAUUAGACGUACAAUGGAGAAAAUGGCUGCCAGGUUCUGUUAGUAAUACAGUACGAAGAGGAGCGUUUUAUUCAGUUUUGAUUAGGCCUGGAUUUAGAUUGAUCUCUUUAAAUAUGAAUUAUUGCAACAACAAAAAUUGGUGGUUGCUGCUGAACAGUACAGAUCCAGCUACAGAACUUCAAUGGUUUAUCUACGAACUUCAAUCUGCUGAAUUUAAUGGUGAAAAAGUACAUGUUAUAGGUCACAUUCCACCUGGCCACUCAGAUUGCCUCAAAGUUUGGUCCAGAAAUUAUUAUGCCAUCAUCAACCGAUACGAAUCAAUUAUAGUUGCCCAAUUUUUUGGCCACACUCACUAUGACGAAUUCGAAGUUUUUUACGAUAAAAAAGAUUUAUCGAGGCCAAUAAAUAUUGCCUACAUUGGACCAUCUGUAACACCUUACUAUGAUCUGAAUCCAGGAUACAGGAUAUAUUAUGUUGAUGGAGAUCAUGAUAAAUCAACAAGGUCUGUUGUAGACCACGAAUCUUGGACGAUGAACCUAAGGGAGGCCAAUUUGUAUGGAUACCCGAUAUGGUUUAAGCUUUAUACUGCAAGACAAGCAUUUGGAUUAGAAGCCUUAAGACCUCAGGAUUGGGACGAACUUGUUACCAAAAUGACCAAUGAUCCUAAAUUAUUUGAUCUAUUCUAUAAAUAUUAUUACAAAGCAAGUCCUGCCAGACCAUCUUGCGAUUUGGCAUGUAAAAAAAGAAUUUUGUGCGAUCUACAUUCAGGCAGAUCGCAUGAUCGAAAAAAUUUGUGCGAAAGUAUAGAAUCUCGAAUAGAUUCAUCGUCUAAUGUUACAUGGAAAGAAUGGCUUUAUAAUACCAUUUCUGUUUCAAUGUCAGUUUUGAUGGCGAUUCCACGACUCACAAUACAACUGCCGAAAUACGUUCUAGGACUUGGAUAA